AUGAGGCUCCGGCUAUUCUACACGGCGGUGACGAGCUUGGUAUUGACAGCCGAGAGCCGCACCUACCUGUCAUGGCUGGCAGAUACAUUUAUUGACCAGGGCGUGAAGCCUACUUUUGGCUACCAAGAGGCGACAUUAUAUCUCGGGAUCGAAAAGGCUUACGAGUACACUCAAGACGGCAAAUACCUCGACUGGUUGAAGAGGCAGAUUGACGACAACGUAGUGCAAGAGGACGGAAGCAUCAAAGGCUGGAAGAAGGACUCGUACGUCCUGGACAACUAUCGAAUGGGCAACCAGUAUCUUUACCUAUACAACGAGACGGCUGACCCCAAGUACAAGUUAGCAGCAUCAGUCGUACGCAAGCAGUUGAAUGGGCACCCACGAACGCCUUCGGGUGGGUUCUGGUACGUGUAG
Messenger RNA from Purpureocillium takamizusanense, 414 nucleotides. Its product is annotated as Unsaturated rhamnogalacturonyl hydrolase. The transcript has a single exon. NCBI's taxonomy places the organism in Eukaryota, Fungi, Ascomycota, Sordariomycetes, Hypocreales, Ophiocordycipitaceae. The record is from RefSeq and is a predicted model, not a curated record. Bases 1 to 414 code for a protein of 137 amino acids. Gene Ontology annotation, biological process: carbohydrate metabolic process.